UUUAGAAAUUGCGUCAAUAGAGUGCGUUGAAGUGCAGAGCAAUAAAGUUACGUACGUUGUGUUAUGCCAGUUGAUUAUAUUCGAUUAGACAUAACAUGGCUAACUUUGUGUCUAAUAAUGCUUAAACAAUGUCGUAUAGACGUCAGUUUGCACAAAAAUUGAAAUUGGUACCUACAUUACAUAAUGAUAACAUUCUAGAAAGUUAUAUUCCACUGUGUUGUUCGUGAUCACGCAUUUUCGUUUACUGGGCUUUGGCUGUGACGUCACAAAUACUAUGACAUGGCGGAUUUAUUUGCAAAAUACAAUUGUACUUAUUGCCAGGACGAUAUUACAGGACUGAGGAUUAAAUGUGCAGUGUGUGCAGAUUUCGACCUAUGUCUACAGUGCUUCUCAGCAGGUGCUGAAAUAGGGCCACACAAAAAUGAUCAUGCAUACCAGUUCAUGGAUUCAGGUGCCAUUGGCAUGUGCUUGGGUAAUGGUGGUUGGUCUGCUCGAGAAGAAUUGCAUCUUCUUGAUGCAAUUGAACAGUUUGGUUUUGGCAACUGGGAGGACAUUAGCAGACAUAUAGAAACCCGUUCUCCAGAAGAGGCCAAGGAAGAAUACAUUUCAAGAUACAUAGGUGGUAGUAUUGGUCGUUUUACAUGGCCUGGAGCUGCCGACUCAAGACCAAGUCUGAGUGACAAAACUAAUCCUGAUUGUGGUCCACUAUCACCUGCACUCACAGCCAGACUUCCACCUUUAGAUGUUACCCCUGAUGAGGCUGCAUUACUUGGUUACAUGCCUCAUAGAGAUGACUUUGAAAGGGAAUAUGACAAUGGAGCAGAAGCCUUAGUUUCUUCAUUAUUUGUGAACAGUUUAGAAGAUGAAGACUAUGAUGUCGCUCUCAAAUUGGCCCAGGUCGACAUGUACACUCGAAGACUACGAGAGAGGGCUAGGCGGAAACGGGUAUCACGAGACUUCCAAUUAGUGUCACAGUUUUUCUCGGCCAACCGUAAGGACAGGCCUUCGUCAAGGAAGAAAUUGUCCAAAGAAGAGAAGGAGUUCCAUGACCACAUGAGAGUGUUCACACAAUUCCACACUGCUCAGGAACAUGAACAGUUUCUCCAGAAUCUGCAGAAAGAGAGAGAGCUCAAGAUAAGGAUAAGUGAACUGGCGAGGUAUCGACGAAAUGGACUGACAAGACACGAAGAAUGCGCACACUUCGAACAAGAACGGGUUCAGCACGAAGAGUGGAAGGAAAAGAGAUCUGGCAGCAGUGGGUCCAUCCCCUCACCUCCAUCAAUGGUCCCAAGAAGAAGAGAAAGAAACGAUCCCGGCUCAUCCUUCAGCGACGGAAGAUCAGCGUGCAGAAGCGGGAAGCAGCACAGCCUCGAUAAUAGUAGGGAAGGGGUGGAGUCUGGUGGGGAGGCAAACCGCCCAGAUAUCUCCACCCUCCCGGGAUACCACCUUCUAUCAACGUGUGAGAUUAAGUUGUGUUCUUCUUUGAAUUUGAAACCGUCUCAGUACAUAACAUUGAAAGCGAUUCUUCUGCGGGAUCAUCUGCAGAAAGGUCCAAAGAAAGAGGACGUACUGCCAACAUCGUCAUCUGGGCCAGAGACCCAUGUCCUCAACUACCUGGUGAGCAGUGGAUGGAUAACAGCCAGUUAGCCUAGUGUUAAUUAUUCGAGAGGUGUUCUGCUGUGAUGUGUGGCCACCUGAACAAUACACAAGUCAGGACACGACUAGCAGGGACUUGCGUAAGUAACGCAGUGAGAUGCACGACUGAUGAAACUUACGUUUUAUAUGUCUCGGUCUGCCCGGAUUUCUUACGGAAGGUUUUCUUAUUUCAGACGAAUUAUGCUGAAUGACUUUUAUGUAUCUGUACUUUAUGUUAAACAAUCUAGAAGUUAUUUUACAACAGGCGUUUAGUCUGUUUUUAUCAGCCAGAAAAUAUGAUGAGAAUUUCAAAUUUAAAUUUAUCUAUAAUUAAAAAAGAAAAUUGCUAUUUGUAUAUAUUUUUAAGUUUAAAAGACCGUGUGAGGUUUGGGAAUGGAAAGUUCAUGUACCAUUGCUGUUACUGUUUAUGAUCUCAAGAAGGUAUCCGUGAUAAGCCACAUGCAAAGAACAGUGAUAAUUUAAGCGUGGUUUUAAGACGGAUUAUCUACUGCACACAUUUUAAUAAUGUCAGCUGAUAUUGCAAUUAAAGGGGAUUGAAAAUUAUAAUCAUUGUAAUACAACAUUUACAUUAUAUUUUCCGAAACAAAAUGGUGUAAUAGUGUAUUCUAUGUAAAUUUUAUGGUCCUUCAUUUUUGGUUACAAUUAUCACAAAAGAUGCUAAAUUCAUUAAUGAUUAUCCGAUUUUAUGUAUUUUUAAUUAUAUGGCAUUUGUAAUUGUGUCAUCAUAACAAAAUCAAAAGAUCAUCAGAAUUGUAAGAUUUGGCAUCCUGAUUAUAAUGUUGUUAUUUAAGUAAGUAGUUUUGUACCUGAAUUUACAAAUAUAACAAUAUCCAUGCUCAUAUUAUUAUUUUAAUAAAAACAUUUGUUGAUAGAUA
Messenger RNA from Zootermopsis nevadensis, 2531 nucleotides. Its product is annotated as Transcriptional adapter 2B. Lineage: Eukaryota; Metazoa; Arthropoda; Insecta; Blattodea; Termopsidae. Gene Ontology annotation, cellular component: nucleus; SAGA-type complex. Gene Ontology annotation, molecular function: chromatin binding; zinc ion binding; transcription coactivator activity. The record is from RefSeq and is a predicted model, not a curated record. Gene Ontology annotation, biological process: chromatin remodeling; regulation of transcription by RNA polymerase II.